AUGCCUGCCCCUAUUUCCGAGGAUAUGCAGCCGGAACUCCAUCUGAAUCAGCUCGAAGCCGUGGGCAAAGCCUUCGAUGCCCUACUACUAACCCUGUACCGGCUUACCAACAGACACAAUGAACUCAAGCAAUACACCGAGGAUAUUUUCAAACAGUACACCAAUGUCACCAGACAGCUGCCUCCUCAAGAUAGACCUCAUGCAAUGGAGGUCCAGCAAAGGUUAUUGGAUCAACAGAAAGAAUUGUGUCUAGGCCUUGUGCACAACAAACCUCGAAUCGAAGAGCAAUCGCUGAAUUCCAUGCAUGUAAUCAAGACCCUCGUUUCACACCAAAAUGUAGACGAAAAUGCCACUCGAGCCAUCGUGGCCGGGGUUAAGGGCUAUAAGGCCCUACUUCGUACCCAGGACGGUCUUUCCCAAAUGUCCUCCACCAAUUCAUGCAUGUUUGUGCGUGGCCCAGACCCUGUGUACCUGGAGGAAGACUUCACCACCAAUGGUGCCCAGGGUAGUUUGCACUGUCCAUUUUCCAAACCUAAGACACCCUCAGGAAGUGAGGCACUGAAUGGGACGAAUGAUGGCCCCAAAAUCCAAGUUGAUACAUGCGGCCACGAGAAUUUGGACCCUAUCAAGGCCGAACAGGAUGAGCGACGGUCCAGCACGACGCCAUCCGUCCGGACCUCCGGAAGUCGAUGCCCUGUCUCCCGAUGCCCGAUUCGGUACCUGGAUAAACAUUCUCCGGAAGAAAUUGCUGAGUAUGUGGAAAGACAUAAGCAUGAAAUCCCCCGAAGUCAUGCUAUCUGUGUGAAGCGAUAUCAGAGAGACCCUCAAAACAUGCGACAACUGGAUGCGAAAUAUGGCGGGUUGAUCAAUAUGAUCAGUGGUCUCUCGGCGAAGCACCAAGCUUUCCUGCCAGGCCGACAGGGAAAUGGUGAUGGUGAUGGUCAGACCACAUCUGUAUCCACCGAGAGAGUUGAGAAAUGGGCCGAGAACGUGGAUCCAGCUAAUCCUGGACCUCCACCAGAUGAGGAUGAAAAUCGCAAUGAAGAUGAAGGAAGUACUAGUAGAGACGGUCGCUUUGAGCGCCCUCUCCGCGAGGUUCGUCUGGGUGAAUCCCCAAGUCGACCUUGGGGCAUUCAUGUGCCCAUCACCCAGCAAACCAAUGCCUCAGUACCAUUUUCAGGAUUGGUACCUGGUCCCAUGUCUCCUGAAUCUCAUGUCGGACCCCAUGAGACACCGCCUACUGAUAUCCCGGCCAAGCCGGCCGGUCGCUGUCCAUUUGGACAUGGCGCCCCUAAGCCAGAAGCAGCUGAACCUGUUUCCGCAGCUCCUCCCCCUGCUGCCAUUGCUCCUGAACCCGAGCGACCGACAUCGCCCUUGGCUAAUUGGGCCAAACAUGCCCAGGCUGCUACAGCGGAUGCAGACGCCCAGAAAAUCGAAGACACUACUGCAAAAGCAGACGCCAUCCCCACGCCAUCCCACAUUACGUUCAAUGGUCCGGUGUUCUUCGGGUACUCUGCCGAGCAGACAGCCAGCUUGAUGCAGCAGCUGCGUAAGAUGGGGGCACAAUUUUAA
Penicillium verhagenii is the source of this 1572-nucleotide messenger RNA. RefSeq lists its product as uncharacterized. The transcript is spliced from 2 exons. The coding region runs from base 1 to 1572 and encodes 523 amino acids. NCBI's taxonomy places the organism in Eukaryota, Fungi, Ascomycota, Eurotiomycetes, Eurotiales, Aspergillaceae. The record is from RefSeq and is a predicted model, not a curated record.